AUGGUCGUUGAAGGGGGCUCAGCUGCAGCCAAGCAAUGUUUUGUUGAGCUGGCUAAGGCUGACACUAGUGGAGAUUAUGAUAAGGCACUGAAAACUGCGAAUAAAAUACUGAGAAAUUUUCCGAAAGAAACGUUGGCUUUCAAAUGUAAAUUGGUGGCACAGAUUCAGCUGGGUAUGUUUCAAGAUGCACUCGCUUUGAUCAAGAAAACACCACCGCAGCACAUGGGGUAUGGCUAA
Anisakis simplex (herring worm) is the source of this 237-nucleotide messenger RNA. NCBI's taxonomy places the organism in Eukaryota, Metazoa, Nematoda, Chromadorea, Rhabditida, Anisakidae. The record is from the annotation of a GenBank genome assembly.